UUUAAGUUAUUGAUAAAUUUUAUUUUUAUUUUGCUAGAAUGUGUUUUAACUUCCUUUUUAAUAGUGACUGUAGAGAAUCAGGACAAACAUCAAGUUGCCGUAUUUUGUAAAAUGCUGAACACUUGACGAACUGCUUUAGUUUAAAAGUGGUUGUGAGUUCCAGAUAUUGGAAAAGUGUUAGAAUGUGUUAGUGGCGUCCGUACAAAGUUGAAAUGGAACGAAGAACUGGAUUUUUAUUUAUAUUAUGGGUUGCAGUUAUUCCGUUGCACAAAGCCGAUAAUUUGGAAUUACUACUGGGCACAUUAAGAACACAUCAAAAGGCCGCGUGUGACGAGGACAUUGUGACACUCAUUUGUCCACGUGGUACUACGAUAAGUAUACAAGUGGCUCAAUACGGUUCCUCCGCAUCCCAGACCUCGUGCUCACCAGAGCUGGCGGAGUAUCAACCAGUUGCUGUAGAAGUGGUGGGGGGAGAUGCGCCGUGUACCUGGCCCAGUGCCUUACAGUAUUCACUGUUGCAGACUGUAGUGGAAGCAUGUCAAAAGAAACGACAGUGCAAGUUCCACACAAGCCCGAAAACAUUUGGAGUAGACCCGUGCCCGGGUUCUAGAAGGUUCGUCGAAGUCGCUUAUAAAUGCCGUCCAUAUGAAUUUCGAAGUAAAGUGGGCUGCGAGAACGAUGUGCUACAUUUGAGCUGUAACCCGCACUCACGAGUUGCGAUAUACUCGGCGCAGUACGGCAGGACGGAGUACGACUCCAUACAAUGCCCGCAGCCGAGAGGAAUGAAGGAAGAAACUUGCUUGGAGCCCUACGCUACGGAGACAUCAAUGCGAGAAUGCCAUGGGAAGAGGCGAUGCGUUUUAGCGGCAGACAGUAAAAUGUUCGGUAAACCUUGUCGAGCCGGCAGCAGGACUUAUCUCAAAGUUGUAUACACAUGUGUGCCUCGCACAGUCCUCAAAGAACGAUAUGAAAGUGCACCGGAAGAAGACGAAGUGGCUUACGAUAUAUCCGACGUAGAAAAUGAAGAUAUUGAUGAGUCCAGUGAUCGUUGGUGGGGUGAACCGGCUGUGCCUCCAGCGCCGGCAGUGGCCGCCAUCCCAUCACAGAAACCAUCCCUUACACCCAACAAUGUCACAAAAAAUAAUCAUCAAGAUUCAUCACCAUCAUCACCUAGACACCACCUUUCAAAUAAUGAUCAGUUCGAUAUUAUCUACGUCUACAUCAUCGCUGGAAUCGCUGUGGUACUUUUAGUUGGCAUUAUAGUGGCUACAAUAAGAUGUUUAACAAAACGAAGUAAUCAAGAGCAACCGAAGGGUCCUGAUGUGUCAGCUACCACAGAAAUACCUAACGGAUUCAAUGACAGCAUAUCUGAAGUUGACAAUGAUAUAAACAUAACCAGUCUAUCGGGUCCAGUUGACAAUGUAGAUGCGGGUCUCAAACAAGAAAUGCAACUUGCAAGUAUGACUAUUAGUCCUAAAAUAAACAGAUACGUCGGUAGACCAGUACCUAACACGUAUCCGCAUGUGAGCAGCAAUAUUUACGGGCAAGUGGCAGAGUACCCUAUAGAAAUGCCUUUAAGACAAGUACAUCAUGGGACUUUGGGUCGCGGUGUCGCAGUAAAAACGUUACCUAGAGUACAAAUCCAAUCGGAAACUGACCCUAACACGAGAAGUCUGUAUCGAUACUCGAACGCUCAGUAUUAUUUUGGGUGACAUCAAGAUGUGAACGAAUGUGCGGACAUAACGAGAACUUACUGUUUCUAGUUGGUGUAGUGAAAGACUUUAUAAUGUCCUAAUUUUAAUACAGAAACUGUGAUAUUAAUUGGAACUAUUCUAUUAUAGUACAGUCUAUUUAAAC
Papilio machaon (common yellow swallowtail) is the source of this 1857-nucleotide messenger RNA. RefSeq lists its product as uncharacterized. NCBI's taxonomy places the organism in Eukaryota, Metazoa, Arthropoda, Insecta, Lepidoptera, Papilionidae. The record is from RefSeq and is a predicted model, not a curated record. The transcript has 8 exons. Gene Ontology annotation, molecular function: carbohydrate binding. The coding region runs from base 213 to 1712 and encodes 499 amino acids.